GUUUAUUUUACAGGAGAGAGACGGUAUAAGGUCCUUUGAGUUGCAGUGUCCUCAUAACGCCGUUGACCGGUGACGAUUGUUCCUCGUCGGCCACCGUAUGAUGACGUGGAAUUUUCUUCUGCUCACUUUCCGGUUUGUUCAGCCUCGUUCGUUUUCUCUAACGUUUUCAUCAACAUACCGGACAGUUUUUGGUUCUGUAGGUAAAGAUGAGGCGCGCCGGACUCGGUGAAGGCGGCCCUGGUCAUUAUGCAGCCAGUGGUUAUAGUGUGUAUGAGGAGGAGAACGAGCACCUUCAGGAGGGGCUGAGAGCUAAAGUCAGCGCCCUGAAAAGUCUGACCAUCGACAUUGGAACAGAAGUGAAAUGCCAGAAUAAAAUGCUUGAUGAAAUGGACACAGACUUUGACUCGACGGGGGGACUGCUGGGAGCCACCAUCGGUAGAGUGAAGCAGCUCUCCAGAGGCAGUCAGACCAAACUGCUGUGCUACAUGCUUCUCUUCUGUUUUUUUGUCUUCUUCGUCGUGUACUGGCUUAUGAUCCUGAGGUGAUAGACGUACCCUUUUGGACUUGGACCUUGUGACCCACAUUCCCAGUCUGUUGGAUCUUGAAACUAGGCCAACACAGUAACUGUGAUUAUGUAAGCCAGGGAUUUUGUAAACGAGACGUGGCUUCAUGUGCUGCAUCAGAGCAUUUGGGUCUGUCUGGGUUGGAGCGCCGGGACUAAAAAACUAAAUCCAAAUGAUCAAAAAGGCAGAGGUGAUUCGUAACCAUGAAGCAAUGUCUGUAUUUGUGCGUUCCCUAUAACCACCUUUAGUAAGAUUAAGCAGAUUUAACCUGUGACAGAUCACCAUGCUGUAGGGGAACGUACAGAUGAAGCUCAAUAUAUGGUUGAAUUAAAAUUAAGGCAUUGCCCAAUGAUAAGUAGAUCUUGUUAACAGCAGGAAACAUUUCAGUUUCAACUUUGUGGUAAACACUUAUGUAAAUGAAGACCUUUUAUGUUAUAAAUAGUCCAGGACAGAUUUGUUUUAUGAUAUGUAGUCUUUAAAUAAAACCAGCCACACAAACA
Nothobranchius furzeri (turquoise killifish) is the source of this 1063-nucleotide messenger RNA. RefSeq names its product Bet1 golgi vesicular membrane trafficking protein (gene bet1). Lineage: Eukaryota; Metazoa; Chordata; Actinopteri; Cyprinodontiformes; Nothobranchiidae. Gene Ontology annotation, cellular component: SNARE complex. Gene Ontology annotation, molecular function: SNAP receptor activity. Gene Ontology annotation, biological process: endoplasmic reticulum to Golgi vesicle-mediated transport; vesicle fusion with Golgi apparatus. The record is from RefSeq and is a predicted model, not a curated record.